Penaeus indicus is the source of this 5364-nucleotide messenger RNA. It is a transcript of the gene RecQ4, whose product is annotated as ATP-dependent DNA helicase Q4-like. Gene Ontology annotation, biological process: double-strand break repair via homologous recombination. NCBI's taxonomy places the organism in Eukaryota, Metazoa, Arthropoda, Malacostraca, Decapoda, Penaeidae. The coding region runs from base 103 to 5151 and encodes 1682 amino acids. Gene Ontology annotation, molecular function: 3'-5' DNA helicase activity; zinc ion binding; ATP binding. The record is from RefSeq and is a predicted model, not a curated record. Gene Ontology annotation, cellular component: nucleus; cytoplasm; chromosome. The transcript has 3 exons.
GACGAAGAGUCGCUCGGUUCCCUCUCGGUGUUCAAAACAGAAGCUAAGAAUUUCCUUCAUUUUCUUUGAAUUGAUGAAGGAGCUUGUCUUCCCAGGGGCAGAAUGGAAGGGAAUACUUCACCCUUGUCAUGGCAGGACAAAUAUAAACUGGCAAAACUGAAAGUGAAAGCAUGGGAAGGUGAAUAUGUUGCUACUAAUAGAUCCCGACCUGACAAAGCUGCCUUGGCAGCAGCACCUGAUGACAUAAAAGCAGCAUACAAGACCUAUUUUCAUUAUCGCAAACGCAUUGAAAACUCAGGUGCAAGUGCAGAACAGACAGAGGAAAAGGAGUCUAAAGACAAACAUGAAAAUAGUGAAGACAAAAGUGAGGGAACAGAACAAAAUAGCAGUCAGGGAAUCAAUCAACAUUCUAAAGAAGUAAAUCAUCAAUUUGAGGACUCAGAAAGCAAAAGAAUUACCUCAGAUCCUGAGAGCAACAACCUAUUAUCAGGAGAAACAAGUACCCCUUCAAAUGCAGGGAAAUUUUCUCAAAUGUCGGGGCCAAAAUUAAGUAGUGGGAUAUGGGGAAAACACUUGAAUAAGGAUGCCUACCUUGCUAGAGCCACGAGUAAGAAUGAAGAUAGCCCUGGGUCUCUCUAUAGCAAAAUGGCAGAAAAGAUGCGUGCUAGUGGCACUAUCAAAAUGAGAACCUCCUUAAAGAAAUUUUCAAAUAUAGAUCGUUCUACAAAAAGGGAAUCAAUAGGUGCAAGCCAAAGUGUAGUGAAGCCUUCCAUAGAUUUGGAUGCAAAGAACAGAUUUUCUGAUGGCAGUGAUAAAGAAAAUGCAAGUAACACAACAGAAAUUAUAAAUUCUCCUGUCAAACCCUUUGAGGAAACAUUGGAAAAAUCUUCCGAGACCAAGAAAGUGUCAGUGUUUGACUCCUUGAAUGAUUUCCAGGAGAAAGCAUCUAAUGAUCUAGACACUGAACCAAACUUAUUUGGUAGUUCUAAAUUACCAUUCCGAUUUCAGAAAAAGACAGUGACACAAAAAAUGCAGACACAAGCAGUUAGUGCACUUUCCCUCACUCCUGAAAGACUAGAGGAAACUCAUACUGCAAAGAAAAAAGGUGCACUUAAUCGUGGUUGGUUGCAACGCUGUGCUGGAGCAGAAUUAACUGUUGGGGCUGAAGCAAGGGCAUCUGAUGACUGGAAAUUAAAGAUAAUUGAUAAAGAAUGGAAUGAAAAUAGCAACAAUGAAGAUGUUUAUUCCAGUGAAUUUAAAGGUACGGAAUUUCAAGAGAAUGUGGAGAAAUAUCAGACUCCAGUUAAGGAGCUGCAUCUUGGUAGAGCUUCAGAAAAAAAUGAGGAAUUGAACACAGUGCAGAAGAGGCAGACUAAAGCUCUUCAUACUAAAGAGGACUCUCUUAGUAGUAACUCCAUUGAUUGUGACAGAGAAGAUGGAGCUGGCAAAGAUGUAUAUGAUUUUUAUGAAGUUGCAUCAAACCAAAGUGGUUCAAUGGAUUUAGCAUUAACAAUGCAAGAAGUGGAGACUAAAAAGUACAGUAAAAAAGUAACUUCUCAAGCUAAUUCAGGUCUUGAAGAGCAAACCAUGUAUUCAGAAGAUGGAAUACCUGAGGAGAGUGUAUCAUCAGUGCUGGACAAUGGAGAAAAAGAAAGCAUUAUUGAAGAUACUGAGAAGCCAGCUCCACGAAAACGUGGGCGACCUAGGGCCAAGAAAGUUAACACUGAAGAAACAGAGAGUGAUUCCCCAGCUCCGCGGAAACGAGGAAGACCAAAGGUCAAGACAGAUGAUACCGAAGAGACACCAGUGCCUAAAAAUAGCAAGAGGAAAAGGAAGCAGACCUUGGAAGAACUGGAAGAAAGUGGAAAAAUACAGUCUUCUUGGCCACCUCCGAAGAAGGUAAGGAAUUCAAAGAUCAAAGCUAGGAAAAAUAUUGAAGAACUAAAUGUUAUGGAAAAACCAUCAGGUGAUGAAACUGCUCCUGAAAGAAUACCAGGUGAAGAUGAUGGUAUCAAGGAGUAUAAUGAACUCGAUGAUAUUGAGAAACAUGGACCAAAAUCAACAGGUGCAAAAGCAUACCUUAGCAAAGAGGAGAGAUUUAGAAAGAAGGUAACUACAGGAGCAGCCAACAAUAAUUUUGUGCGGAUUAACCUAAAGAAGAAGACCUUUGUACGAGGCCAUAAGCAUAUCAAUGGCAGCAAAUAUAGGAGGAUGGAGUGGAAAAGAAAGCAGUCCAUGAAAGGUGGAGAAAGCAUGGCCACAGGAAAAUCUCUGACAUGCUUCAAAUGUGGUGAUUUUGGUCAUUGGGCCAAAUUUUGCACUGGAAAGAAAGGAGACAAACUGUUAGCCUUAGAGGAAUAUGACGAGAAUGAGUCCACUUUUCUUAGUUUGGAGGAUGCAGCGGCAAUGGCUCUUGGUAUUAAGCCAGCAGAUCAGAGUCUCUCUACUAGCAAAAUGUAUGGGAAAGUUGAUGAGAGUUGUAACGAGAGCAUUUUAGAUGUGGCUAGCACAGAGGCAGAAAAUAGUGAAGAACAAGUAUUUGAUCCUCCAGCAACCAAGCCUGAGAUUUGUGAGGAUUCCCAAGGGGGAACUACAAUAGAAGAUGAUUUCCAGAUGGAGGAUGAUGAUCUUUUUGCUGACAUUGAUGAAGAUAGAUUAGAGGAAGAUGAUAAUCAACCUGCUGCGUCACUUUUAUCACAACCUACAGAUGAGGGAUGUGAGGUCAGUAACGUCAGCAAGACAGACGAAAUCUCACCACAUCCUGUAUCUUAUGAACAGAACUGGUAUGAAAGCCGAUCCUCCAUAGAACCACUCUAUGACUUAGUUAAUGGUGAAGUAGGUCCAACCCCUGCUGAAGUGCACGAGACACUAAAGAUGUUUGGAUACCCGUCUUUCAGAGCAGGGCAAGAGAAUGCAAUCAUGAGAAUACUUUCUGGGCAGUCAACGCUGUUGGUACUCUCUACUGGAUCAGGCAAAAGUUUGUGUUACCAAUUGCCAGCUUACCUUUAUGCCAAACAUAACAAGUGCAUAACCUUAUGUGUGUCUCCGCUUGUCUCUCUCAUGGAAGAUCAGGUGACGGGUCUUCCAAAAUUUCUUCAUGCAGUAUGUCUGCACACCCACCAAAAUCCCACCCAGCGUUCAAAUGCUGUAAACGCGAUUCGAUCAGGCAAAGCCCACAUUUUGCUCAUUUCACCAGAAGCAGUGGUUGCAAGUCGCACUGGAGGAGUAUUGGGAACACUACUUCGUGAACUACCGCCUGUUGCCUUUGCUUGCCUUGAUGAAGCUCACUGUGUUUCAGAAUGGUCUCACAACUUCCGUCCAUCAUAUUUACGUAUUUGCCAGGUUUUGAGAGAGAGGCUAGGUGUGAGAACCAUCUUGGGGCUCACUGCAACUGCCCGUCAUGCAACAGCUAUUAGUAUUGCUAAACAUUUACUAAUUCCUGACUUUGAUACAGGCAUUAUUCGUGGCAGAGGAGUGCCAGAUAAUCUCAAAUUAUCGGUGUCUCGCGACCAAAACCGUGAGCAGGCUUUAGUAUCACUUCUACAAGGAGACAGAUUUUCAGGUUGCAGUUCUAUAAUCAUUUAUUGCACAAGGAGGGAUGAUUGUGAAAGAGUUGCUACACUGAUAAGAACCCAGUUGCUAAAUCCGACAAAGGUUGAUGUAAAAAGUAACUUAAAAAGGACAAAGGGCAUAUCAAUGGAUGCAGAAGCCUAUCAUGCAGGGCUCAGUUCUCACAGAAGACAACAGGUACAGAAGAAAUUUAUGUCUGGUAAAGUGAGGAUUGUUGUUGCUACUGUUGCCUUUGGAAUGGGUAUUGAUAAAUCUGAUGUAAGAGGCAUCAUUCAUUUUAAUAUGCCACGGAAUGUUGAGAGUUACGUCCAAGAGGUUGGACGUGCAGGGCGAGAUGGGAAAGAAGCUCAUUGUCACCUCUUUCUAGAUUCCCUAGAUGGCAGAGAUAUCCAAGAACUCAAAAGGCACAUCUUUGUCAACUCAAUGGAUCGCCAUACAGUAAGAAAGCUUCUUAACAAGAUAUUUAAACCAUGUGCUUGUGCUAAAGUAAGAAAUUUACAAGACACAUGUCCUACUGUUAAUGCUGAAGAGACCGAUAAUGAAAAUAUGUCAACAAAUGCCUCAUCAGCUGCAUCAGAGAGUAGUAGUGAUAAUCCAGCACAUUGUGCUUCUAAUCCUGAUUCAUUUGCAAUUACAUUUUCUAAGUCCUCAUGUCCCAGGCAUGAAGUUGCUAUACCAGUUGAUGGUCUUGUUGAAGAACUUGAUUUACCAGCUGAAAAUAUAGAGACUCUGUUAUGUUACCUAGAACUUCACCAGAACAAACUUAUUAGCAUAAAUUCCCCUGUCUAUGCCACAUGUAGUGUGUCUUGCUAUGCAGGACCCCGACAGCUGGUAGCUGUGAGUCGGAAAUGCCCUCCACUUGCUGUUGCUAUUGCUUUGGAGCGUCAGAAAGGGAACUCUCUUGAAAACAAGAACCAAGUGGUGUUCCCUGUGGUUGAAAUAGCUUCUCGUAUGGGUUGGAACAGCAAGAUUGUAAAGAAAGAAUUAAAAGCUCUAGAAUGGACCACUCUUGACUUGGUGGCAGGGGGUAAAGUGAAGAGGUCUGGAGUCACUGUUGAGUUUAGUGAGCUCUCCUACCACAUGCAUGUAAGGGGUGAUCUUAGUGAUGACGAGUGUGAUCAGUUAUUAGAUGCUUUGUAUCUAAGGACUCAAACCCAGGAACGUGAUCAGCUGAGACAGGUUCAGUACACUUACCAGUUAUUGCGUUCUGUAUCCCAUGGAUCUAUCAUCAUGUGCUGUGAUUCUGUUGAUGAUGAACGAGGGAAUAAGUUGCGUGAGGAGUUGAGGGAAUAUUUCAAGGAAAAUAGCAAAGUCUUGUCAGAAAUUCGCUUAGAAGAACAAGUUUAUAUUAGACCAGAAAUUGAAACAUCUGUGCGCAGUAGUGUUCGUGCAGUGCUGUCUACACAUUUAGAUAAUCAGUGGACUGGUAGAGCUAUAGCAAGAGUUUUUCAUGGCAUAGGGUCACCAAAUUUCCCUGCAGAGGUAUGGGGUCGUGUCAGAAGAUUUUGGAGGCUACAUCUGAAUGUCGACUUUAAUAUUUUGGUAAAACUUGCAACACAAGAAAUAAUCAGAUUUAAAUAAUUAUAGCUACUAUGAAGUUUUAAGAAUUAUUUUUGUAUAUAUUGGUAAUAAAUUUUCAUAAACUGUAGGUACUGUCUGUAAAUAAAGUGUAUAUUUUAAUAAAUUUUAAUGUACCCAAGGUUAUAAUGAGUUAUGUUGACUAAGAAUGAAUUGAUGUAACAUUUGUAUUUUAUGAACAAGGACACAAAUUGUAUAAUAAAUGUAAUAUGAUUU